AUGUCGGAUAUAGGUCAGAGGAGAGCGGAAGCUGAGACAAUUGUGAACAUCCUGCUGGUUGUGGCUACGCUCCAGCAGAUGCUCGAUUUUCCCAAUGACUUUGACUCUAGCAACCCAGAAUUUACAGAAUAUUUCCUGCAGCUGAUCAUCAUCCUCAGGGCGUCCGGUCUGCCCAAUUGGCAGUCACACAUAGGCUGGCUUGGCCUAUUCACCCCCGAGAUGACACUGCUUGCUAUGGACACUUUCAACGACUAUCUGAGAUACCUUCAACAGACUCAAUCGGUGGCGCACCCUCUCACAUACGACCGGCGCCAGAGAUUAGGGGAGAAUGUAUGGUUUGUCAUCUUUGAUGACCAGAGUGACAAGGAUUUCAAGCGAAAUGCAAGGAUGUCCAAGAAAACCUUCCACAGUCUUUGGGAAGCCAUUCGAGACAACGAGGCUUUCCACAACAAUUCAGGUAAUCCUCAGGAGCACUCGGCGUACCAAUUGUACACCACCUUGGUUCGCUUGGGACGACGAGGGAAUGGCAUGUCCCAUGGAGAGGUUGCCGAGAAAUUGGGGAUCAAAGCUGGUACAUCAUUCCUAUGGACUAUGAGAACUCUGGAGGCUAUUCACAGGUCCCUCGGCAGCAAGAAGUGUGCAGCCAGAGACCACAAAGUCUUCAACGACCACGUCAAGAAGGUCAGAGUGCGCAUAGAACACACCAUUGGCUACUGGAAGGCGCGCUUUAAGAGUAUCAAGCUGCUGUCACCGCAAGUGAAGUCUUCUGAUCACCAUGUUCUCAAUAUGAGCGUUUGGAUUGUGGUCACUGCGCUACUUCACAACUGGGUCAUUGACCAUGAAAAACUUGAAGAUGAUGAAAUAAUCAACCCCGAUGAUUUGGAAAAGAUCAUGCAAGAGGAGGCAGUAACUAGUGACAGACUGGACCAAGAAGAUAUCCAGCAGCUCACCGCGGCCAAGCGGCAGGAUGACGGGUAUAUGCGUGAGGCUGUGCGAAGACCAAUUGAGGGCAUGCAAGCGCAGGGAGAGAACGUUGCAUAUGUGGAUCCAGAGUUACCGCUUUUGGGAUGA
This is a messenger RNA of Cryptococcus amylolentus CBS 6039, 1071 nucleotides long. RefSeq lists its product as hypothetical. Lineage: Eukaryota; Fungi; Basidiomycota; Tremellomycetes; Tremellales; Cryptococcaceae. The coding region runs from base 1 to 1071 and encodes 356 amino acids. The record is from RefSeq and is a predicted model, not a curated record. The transcript has 5 exons.